Messenger RNA from Striga asiatica, 2876 nucleotides. Lineage: Eukaryota; Viridiplantae; Streptophyta; Magnoliopsida; Lamiales; Orobanchaceae. The record is from the annotation of a GenBank genome assembly.
AAGGUGAUUCAAUGGUGAACUACAAGCAUCAUGGUGAACCAUAUGUAGCUGAAGAAAUUAUGAAUGAAGCCAAUGACACAGAAGUUGAAACUGUGGGUGGUGGUGCAACAUAAGAACUUAAUAAUGUCGAAAGUGGAGAUGAGUCGGAUAGUGAUUAUUCGGAGAAUGAUGAGGAACAACAGGCUUACAAUAAACUCAAAAGCAGAACUUGCCCCCAGGUGUUGGUUAGUUCCUGCAAGAAAAUGAAUGUCGCACAGAAAAGAGCAAUUAAUGAGAUUGGCUUUGGAAGUAUAUUCCAUCUAAGUGUGUACAAAUUACCAAGGAAAUUGGGAUACUGGUUGCUAGACAAUUUUCAGCCCAAGACAUGUGAGAUAAAGCUACAAAAUGGACAUAGUGUGCAUAUUGAAUCUAAAGAUGUAGCAUUGGUCUUAGGGUUUCCAAAUGGUGAGCGUGCUAUACAAAAGAAAAGAAAACACGAACAAUGCUCAUUACUUGAAGAGUGGGGUGGGAAAUUCGUAAAAGACAAGAAGAAAAUUCUUCCCACUGAUGUUUCAGCUCAAAUGUUGUCCAAUAAGGAUGGGGGCUUAUGGUUCAUUCGACAUUUUUUGGUUCUUCUCACCUCAUGUUUGAUAGAGACAUCAGGAACUGGAUAUAUUUUACCUCAAAUAAUGUCCCACUUCAGCAAUACAAGUGCAGCCCGACAUCUCAAUUGGUGUGACUAUGUGUUGGAGUGCUUGGUUAACCAUCACUUAACUUGGGCAAAAAACAAGAAAAAAAGUUUCAAUGGGCCGAUUUUUUUUCUGAUGAUGUUCUAUGUUGAUCGGGUUGUCAUUUACAAAAGAAUUGUACCUAGAGGUUUGCCAUUGGUAAGAGGGUGGACAAACAAAUUACUACGAGACAGGCAAAAGACAGAAAUUAGAUCUGGCGGAUUCGGGGGUGGGUACCCAUUUGAUCAACACAAAUCAAAUGAAGGCUCGGUCUAUGAAAAUGUUGAGUUUGCUCAAAAUUCAUCAUUUGCACUGGUGGAAGAAGCUCCAAAUACCCAGCUUGAUGGCAAUACCAAUUCAUAUGCAGCUGAAACAUUUAUGUCGGAAUUUUUAAGAAAAAGCAAGAUGGUUGCCGUUGCAAUAGUUGACAUGUUGAGGUUGGUCGAGCAGGCACCUCAUAAACUGAGUGAACACUCUGGCUAUAAGAGGGUGGUUGACACAACAAAAUCAUUGUUGGGUUGCAGACCAACUGAAAAUAACUUGCAUAAUGGUGCGGAACCAUCUCUAUCGCAGAACCAAGGCACACAGUUAGAUGAUGCAUUCUGGAGCGACCCAGAAACAUUAGCCAUAAUUGAAGAAAUAGAGAAUGCAAUCAUGAAAAGAGGUGAAUUCAAUAAAUCUGCGGAUGACAUACCAAGUUUCAGCCUGGGCUUGACUCAAGAAUUUGCUGAUAAGAUCGAUGAGGUUGUCACAAAAAAUGAUCAGCCAUCCACAUUGAUUCCACCACAAGUGAUCUCAACGAGUAUGCAAUCCACAGAGAAAAAAACACCAAAAGGCAUGAUUGCAGAUCAGAAAAACAUGCAUGUGCAGGAAACUGAUAAGAGUGAUAGCCCUAUAGUAGUGUUUUCAGAAGAAAUAUUCCUACCAAAUGGUCAGUCCCUAAAUCAAAAAAAUAAGAGAAAGAGGGAACAGCUUGAACACGAGAAAUGGAAAUUGAUAUGCAGUCCACCUUUUGGUACUACUGAGCCUGCGACCGGUAGUGGCAAACAAAAGAAGAAAGUAACAUUUCUUGAAAAGUCUUACCAACAAACAUCCAAAGGAAAUGAACAACAGGAUGUGCGGGAAAAUGAUAAUAGUGAUAGCAGUCCACCUUUUGGUACUAGUGAGCAUGCGAUAGAUAAUGGCAAGCAAAAAAAGAAAGUAACAUUUCUUGAAACGCCUAGCCAACAAACAUCCAAAGGAAAGGAACAACAGGUUGUGUGGGAAAAUGAUAAUAGUGAUAGCCCUAUUGUAAUGUUCUCAGAACAAGUUUUUCUAACAGUGCAGUCCAUAGAUCAAACAAAUAAGGGACAGAUAAAGCAGAUUUCUAUGAUCGUGCAUCCUGAACACGAGAAUCAUUCAUUUAUGCGGGGUUGUCACAAUAGCAAAGGGGAAUGGAAAUUGAUAUGCAGUCCACCUACUAGUACUAGUGAGCCAGAUAAUGUCAAAGAAAUGAAGGGAUUAACUUUUCGUGAUACGAUUGAGCAACAAAAACUCAAAGGAAAGGAAAAACAGGAAAUGUUACCUCCAACCAACCACUGUAUGGAGCGCCGAAAUAAAAAAGAUGUAAGAAAAAGCGAGAGGCUGUUAUCACCAUACCAUACCCGUGUGCUAGCAGCGACAUCUAAAUUCAACAAAAAUGAGAGAGAUUUAUGCUUCUGGAUUUUGGACGACAUGGAUAAAAUGGAAGAAGCAGUAUUCUCAAGUGGUCACAUUGAGUGUUUGAGACGUGAGUUAUUAUCAAUUAGACCAUCACUAUUUGUGAGCACUACUGUUGUAGAUGUCUGGGCAACUGUUUUGAAUAACCUGGAGUUGUUAAGGUCACAUGGCUCGCCACUAAGAUUCUUUUUUACAGUCGAUACUUGUGCUUUCACUAUCGUGAACCCAACAAAGGACUGGAGCAUCGGAGUGAGACGUAUCAUGUUUAAUGACUGUAUGACAGAACAACUACAAAGAGCAGGCCAGCAACUUGAGAACAUUGACAUACUUUUUUUUCCGAUACACCAUGAAGAGCAUUGCUACAUCAUGUGCCUGAAUGUGAAGAAAUUGAACAUUGUGUUGAUUGACAACUCAACUUCUACAAUGAAUGGUGCUAUUGAGGUCAAGUACUCUGAUAUACCAAGUACACUG